This is a messenger RNA of Nannospalax galili (Upper Galilee mountains blind mole rat), 6059 nucleotides long. RefSeq names its product neurexin 2 (gene Nrxn2). Lineage: Eukaryota; Metazoa; Chordata; Mammalia; Rodentia; Spalacidae. The record is from RefSeq and is a predicted model, not a curated record. The transcript is spliced from 23 exons. Bases 774 to 4970 code for a protein of 1398 amino acids.
GUUGCAGGGAUGCGGCGGCGGGAGCAGCCGCCCUGACUCUAGGAGCAUCCUCCUCGGAGAGGCACCGCGGCGGGGCGGGCGGGGACGCGGCGGAGACCGAGAGGUGCGAGGCGGCCGAUACUGCUAGCCCCGGAUCUGUCACCUGCUAGAGCCCGGGAGGUCUCGGGGGCUCGGAUCCCCACCCUCCAGCCCCUGGCGCCCCCAGAACCAGGUGUCCUUCCCCCACCUUCCAUCCCAGCCUGCAGCGGGGGAGGGGCUCCGCCGCCGCCGCAGGGGGAGAGUCGGCACGUGGGUCCCUGCGCGCCUCGCCCCGCAGCCGGGCCCAUGGCACCGUGAUCCGGCGAGGGAGCCCCGCUCCACGCGAGGGGCGCCCGGCCCCCUCCCCGCCCCAUGCUCCCGCGGCUCUGAAGCCCGAGCGGGGCCGGGGGCCGCCGCCACCCCAGCUGCCAUCGCCAUCGCCGCCUCUGCGGCUGCCGCUGCUACUGCUGCUGCUGGCGCUGGCGGCCGGAGCGCGCGGGCUGGAGUUCGGCGGUGGCCCUGGGCAGUGGGCGCGUUACGCACGCUGGGCGGGCGCGGCCAGCAGCGGCGAGCUCAGCUUCAGCCUGCGCACCAACGCCACGCGCGCGCUGCUGCUCUACCUGGACGACGGCGGCGACUGCGACUUCCUGGAGCUGCUGCUGCUGGACGGCCGUCUGCGCCUGCGCUUCACGCUGUCGUGCGCCGAGCCCGCCACGCUGCAGCUGGACACGCCGGUGGCCGACGACCGCUGGCACAUGGUGCUGCUGACCCGCGACGCGAGGCGCACGGCGCUGGCGGUGGACGGCGAGGCCCGCGCAGCCGAGGUGCGCUCCAAGCGGCGCGAGAUGCAGGUAGCCAGCGAUCUGUUCGUGGGCGGCAUCCCACCCGACGUGCGCCUGUCCGCGCUCACGCUCAGCACCGUCAAGUACGAGCCGCCCUUCCGCGGCCUCCUGGCCAACCUGAAGCUGGGCGAGCGGCCCCCGGCGCUACUGGGCAGCCAGGGUCUGCGCGGAGCCGCAGCCGACCCCCUGUGCGCGCCCGCGCGCAACCCCUGCGCCAACGGCGGCCUCUGCACCGUGCUGGCCCCGGGCGAGGUGGGCUGCGACUGCAGCCACACGGGCUUCGGCGGCAAGUUCUGCAGCGAAGAGGAACACCCCAUGGAAGGUCCGGCUCACCUGACGUUAAACAGCGAAGUAGGGUCCUUACUGUUCUCCGAGGGGGGGGCCGGGAGAGGAGGAGCCGGCGAUGUGCACCAGCCGACAAAAGGCAAGGAGGAGUUUGUGGCCACCUUCAAGGGCAAUGAAUUCUUCUGCUACGACCUGUCACACAACCCGAUCCAGAGCAGCACAGACGAGAUCACGCUGGCCUUCCGCACCCUGCAGCGCAACGGGCUGAUGCUGCACACGGGCAAGUCGGCUGACUAUGUCAACCUGUCCCUCAAGUCUGGGGCUGUCUGGCUGGUCAUCAACCUAGGCUCGGGCGCCUUCGAGGCCCUCGUGGAACCCGUCAAUGGCAAGUUCAACGACAACGCCUGGCAUGACGUCCGGGUUACCCGAAACCUGCGCCAGCACGCAGGGAUUGGACACGCUAUGGUGACCAUCUCAGUGGACGGGAUCCUCACCACCACAGGCUACACGCAGGAGGAUUACACCAUGCUGGGCUCUGAUGACUUCUUCUACAUUGGGGGCAGCCCCAACACUGCGGACCUGCCGGGCUCACCCGUCAGCAACAAUUUCAUGGGCUGCCUCAAGGAUGUGGUCUAUAAGAACAAUGAUUUCAAGCUGGAGUUAUCCCGCCUGGCCAAGGAAGGGGACCCGAAGAUGAAACUUCAGGGGGAUCUGUCUUUUCGCUGUGAGGAUGUGGCUGCCCUGGACCCUGUGACCUUUGAGAGCCCCGAGGCCUUUGUUGCACUGCCCCGCUGGAGCGCCAAGCGCACUGGCUCCAUCUCCCUGGACUUCCGCACCACUGAACCCAACGGUUUGCUGCUCUUCAGUCAGGGCCGACGGGCUGGGGCUGGAGUGGGCAGCCACAGCUCUGCGCAGCGGGCUGACUACUUUGCCAUGGAGCUGUUGGAUGGCUACCUCUACCUUCUUCUGGACAUGGGCUCUGGGGGCAUCAAGCUGCGGGCGUCCAGCCGUAAGGUCAAUGAUGGCGAGUGGUGCCACGUGGACUUCCAAAGGGACGGGCGCAAAGGCUCCAUCUCCGUGAAUAGCCGCAGCACUCCGUUCUUGGCCACAGGGGAGAGUGAGAUCCUGGACCUGGAGAGUGAGCUGUACCUGGGUGGCCUCCCUGAGGGGGGUCGGGUGGACCUGCCACUUCCCCCGGAGGUAUGGACAGCAGCGCUCCGGGCUGGCUACGUGGGCUGUGUACGAGACCUCUUCAUAGAUGGACGCAGUCGAGACCUUCGGGGCCUGGCUGAGGCUCAGGGGGCUGUGGGCGUUGCCCCAUUCUGCUCCCGGGAGACGCUGAAGCAGUGUGCAUCGGCCCCCUGUCGGAACGGGGGCAUCUGUAGAGAGGGCUGGAACCGCUUCGUCUGUGACUGCAUCGGGACCGGCUUUCUGGGGCGGGUCUGUGAGAGAGAGGCCACGGUCCUGAGCUAUGAUGGCUCCAUGUACAUGAAGAUCAUGUUGCCCAAUGCCAUGCACACGGAGGCCGAGGAUGUGUCCCUGCGCUUUAUGUCCCAGAGGGCCUAUGGACUCAUGAUGGCCACCACCUCCAGGGAGUCAGCCGACACCCUGCGCCUGGAGCUGGACGGAGGGCAGAUGAAGCUCACAGUCAACCUCGACUGCCUGCGCGUCGGCUGCGCACCCAGUAAAGGUCCCGAGACGCUCUUUGCGGGGUACAAGCUUAACGACAACGAGUGGCACACGGUGAGGGUGGUACGGCGUGGCAAGAGCCUGCAGCUGUCAGUGGACAACGUGACUGUGGAGGGACAGAUGGCAGGAGCCCACACGAGGCUGGAGUUCCACAACAUUGAGACAGGCAUCAUGACAGAGCGGCGAUUCAUCUCUGUGGUGCCCUCCAACUUCAUUGGGCACCUGAGCGGGCUGGUGUUCAAUGGCCAGCCCUACAUGGACCAGUGCAAGGAUGGGGACAUCACCUAUUGCGAACUUAAUGCUCGCUUUGGUCUGCGUGCCAUUGUGGCCGACCCGGUCACCUUUAAGAGUCGCAGCAGCUACCUGGCGCUGGCUACACUCCAAGCCUACGCUUCCAUGCAUCUUUUCUUCCAGUUCAAGACCACGGCCCCCGAUGGGCUUCUGCUGUUCAACUCGGGCAACGGCAAUGACUUCAUUGUCAUCGAGCUGGUCAAGGGGUACAUUCACUACGUGUUUGACCUGGGGAAUGGCCCAUCCUUGAUGAAGGGGAACUCAGACAAACCCGUCAAUGACAAUCAAUGGCACAACGUGGUGGUGUCCAGAGACCCGGGCAAUGUGCACACUCUCAAGAUCGACUCCCGCACUGUCACACAGCACUCGAAUGGCGCCCGAAACCUGGAUCUCAAAGGGGAGUUGUACAUCGGAGGCCUGAGCAAGAACAUGUUCAGCAACCUUCCCAAGCUGGUGGCUUCCCGGGAUGGCUUUCAGGGCUGCCUGGCCUCUGUGGAUCUCAACGGGCGCCUCCCAGACCUCAUCGCUGACGCCCUGCACCGCAUCGGGCAGGUGGAGAGGGGCUGCGAUGGCCCCAGUACCACCUGCACCGAAGAGUCCUGUGCCAACCAGGGUGUCUGCCUGCAGCAGUGGGAUGGCUUUACCUGUGACUGUACCAUGACUUCCUAUGGGGGCCCUGUCUGCAAUGACCCUGGGACUACAUACAUCUUUGGGAAAGGGGGAGCACUCAUCACCUACACCUGGCCCCCUAAUGACCGACCCAGCACGAGGAUGGACCGACUGGCCGUGGGCUUCAGCACCCACCAGCGGAGUGCCGUGCUGGUGCGAGUGGACAGUGCCUCCGGCCUUGGGGACUACCUACAGCUGCACAUUGACCAGGGCACUGUUGGGGUGAUUUUUAAUGUGGGCACGGACGACAUUACCAUCGACGAGCCCAAUGCUAUUGUGAGCGACGGCAAAUACCACGUGGUGCGCUUUACUCGCAGCGGCGGCAACGCCACCCUACAGGUGGACAGCUGGCCGGUCAACGAGCGGUACCCGGCAGGAAACUUUGAUAACGAGCGCCUGGCGAUUGCUAGACAGAGAAUCCCCUACCGGCUUGGUCGAGUAGUAGAUGAGUGGCUGCUCGACAAAGGACGCCAGCUGACCAUCUUCAACAGCCAGGCUGCCAUCAAGAUAGGGGGCCGGGAUCAGGGCCGCCCCUUCCAGGGCCAGGUGUCCGGCCUCUACUACAAUGGGCUCAAGGUACUGGCGCUGGCCGCCGAGAGCGACCCCAAUGUGCGGACUGAAGGCCACCUGCGCCUGGUGGGGGAGGGGCCGUCCGUGCUGCUCAGUGCGGAGACCACUGCCACCACUCUGCUGGCCGACAUGGCUACCACCAUCAUGGAGACCACCACUACCAUGGCUACCACCACCACACGCCGGGGCCGCUCCCCCACACUGAGGGACAGCACCACCCAGAACACAGAUGACCUCCUGGUGGCCUCAGCUGAGUGUCCAAGUGAUGAUGAAGACUUGGAGGAGUGUGAGCCUAGUACAGCCAACCCCACCGGGCCGGGGGAGCGCGGGCCGCCGGGCGCGGUGGAGGUGAUCCGCGAGUCCAGCAGCACCACGGGCAUGGUGGUGGGCAUCGUGGCGGCGGCGGCGCUCUGCAUCCUCAUCCUCCUCUACGCCAUGUACAAGUACCGCAACCGCGACGAGGGCUCCUACCAGGUGGACCAGAGCCGGAACUACAUCAGUAACUCGGCCCAGAGCAAUGGGGCGGUGGUGAAAGAGAAAGCCCCGGCCGCGCCCAAGACACCCAGCAAGGCCAAGAAGAAUAAAGACAAGGAGUAUUACGUCUGAGCACCCCCUCCUCCUCCAGGCAUCGCGCCCCACUGCCAGCUGCCCCUCCCGGGAGGGCCCGGGAGGAGGGCGCGGCCCUCUCGCUGCAGGGGGACCUGGGGACCCUCUCCCUGGCUGCCUCGGGCUUCUUCCACCGAAGAGGAAACGCAAAAAAAAAAAAAAAAAAAAAAAAAAAAAAAAAAAAAAAAAAAGAAAAGGAAUAACCCCAUGCUCGUCCCAGUCCUGCUGCCCACGGCGCCGCACCGUCAGCCCUGGCUGUCCCUCUGGCUCUGCGCCUGCCAGGCAGGGCACCGUGCUCACAGCCCUGGGUUGAUUUAUUUUUUUAAGGGGGGGGUGGGUAGUUUUAUUUUGGUGGGGCUGGGUGGGAAGGAAGGCUGGGGGUUUUGUAAAGUGUCCACUACGCGUUCGUUUAGUUUCCUCGAUUUUCUUCCUCUCCGUCCCUCUUGCCUUCCUUCGCUCUCCCAGCCCUCUUGUCCUGGCCCAGCUUGCUGUGUCUCUCAUCCCCACCCUCCUUCCCCACUUUUUCUUUUCUUUUCUUUUCUUUUCUUUUUCUUCCCCCCUUCUGUAUUUUUUCUCCGCUUCCCUCCCAUUGGGUUUCCAGAGUCUCUGGGAAAAGGGUGGGAGGGUGGGCCCGGAGAGGCCCAGCUGGGGUGGCUGGGGCAAGUGCAGUGGGGUUCAUUUCCCCAGUGCCCUGAGUCCCCUCCUCAGGAGAGGUGCCUGUCUGAGGCUCGCCCAAAGGAAGGGGCUUGGGCCUGGUCAAGGUCUAUUGUGUGUGCCGCCGGGCAACGUGCAUUCCUGGGAAGCCGCUGGAGGAGCGGGGUGGGGGGCGGGGGGAGGGAAAGGCAAAUGCAGAUAUAUAUUAAAAACAAAUAAUCGAGGUACCAGAGCAGCGGCCCGUGGCACCUGCUGGGCGCAGGGCAGGAAAGGGGAGGGAGCAAGACCGUGUCUGCGGAUGACCGGGGCCACAUCUCGGCCCAUGUGCCCCCUGCUCCCCCAUUUUUUUUUCUCUUUGUUAACAAAGUGUCUGAGUCUUGGAAAACACCCAAAACCCGGAAAUGUGUGGGAAAAAGAAAACAAAAACUUUCCAAA